AUGACCUCAAUUAAGAGCAGACAGGAUGAGCGAAUGCCGCGGAGCUGGGAGCAGUACGCGUCGAUCAGCAUGGAUGAAGGGAGCUAUGAAUCUGGAUUGAGUAACUUUGAGAAUAUCCGUUGUCCAGGAUAUUUGCCAUCGGAAAACUACAUACAGCAAUUUGUAUACAUUUCACUGGUCCCGACGGUGAGAAAGAGCGGUGAUUCGAACAGCGGCGUGGGGACGAGAGGGAGAAGUAAGAAGCAGCAGCAACCACACAUAAAUACAAACACAAACACACGCCAUGACACCGUCGAUGUUGCCGCGUUUGACGAGAAGAUGGCGAGUAGCUCACUGCGUCUACUUACAAGACUGCUUGAGAUGCAAUCUGGCAGUGUGUUUGAAGACAGCGGGAAAGACCAUCUCGAAAUUAUUCUCAACGCUUUGCCAAGUUACCGGCGGACAAUGUCCGUUGCACACAAGCAUGCACCCGAUACAGUCCUCGAGAAGGGCGCUGCGGAGGUAAACAAGUGUAGGUGUAUAUGGGAUCUGCUCGGCAUGAACAGCAGGAAUAAGAGUGAGAGGAAGAAUGACAUCAAUAAUAAUGCGGCAGAAGAGAAUGUCCAUAUCGGCGUGAACGGGAAUGUGAAUUUGAACUUAGAUGGCAUCAUUGAUCAGGAUGCAUGGGCAUUUUUCGGAUUCGUUGUGAGUGUUUGGGAAAUGCAGGCGAGAAAUAGUCAGCCUACCCACCUCAUGGCGAAUCUGCGCGAUGUCCGAUAUGACGCUAGCUCGGCACUAGAUGCGGUUCUGGCGGGUUUCGAAGCCCCGACGAAGCUCUCCCCGCUGAGCUGCUCGCCAAGCGUAGGCAUCAGGGUACGCGAAAAUCACCACGAGCUGCUCGCUGCCAAGAUGGCAUCUGAGAGUAUCCAGCGGGUGGAUAUUUCAAAGCGGCUGCUGAGAUUGCUUCUCCAGCUCGUCGUUGAUGGCACUCUUGCCGCUUCUGCCGUGCUGACUCACCUUGGUAGCCAGUUGUCACUCAGGGAAGGCGACGUGGUGUGUGAUGUAAUGGACGCAUUUCCCGUUGAGUACACAGAUAUCAUGCUCGAUGUCAUGGUCGCUGUGAUACAGGCUAAAGGGGAGCUAGUUACACAGGGGCAGACACCUAUUAUGAAAGUACUGCUGUCGUCAGAAAGCUCCACCUUGAAAGCUAUUGGAUUGAGAAAUGCCAUCAUCGGCAAGAGUCCAUCGGUUGAUUCGGUGAGAGAAAGUAGAGAGGAGCUAGAGGGGCAUUGCGGAAAGGCUGUGAAUGUUCUUCUUGCACUUCUGUAA
Wallemia ichthyophaga EXF-994 is the source of this 1308-nucleotide messenger RNA. RefSeq lists its product as uncharacterized. The record is from RefSeq and is a predicted model, not a curated record. Lineage: Eukaryota; Fungi; Basidiomycota; Wallemiomycetes; Wallemiales; Wallemiaceae. The transcript is spliced from 5 exons. Bases 1 to 1308 code for a protein of 435 amino acids.